Molecule: messenger RNA, 1252 nt
Organism: Magallana angulata
Lineage: Eukaryota; Metazoa; Mollusca; Bivalvia; Ostreida; Ostreidae
Product: N(4)-(Beta-N-acetylglucosaminyl)-L-asparaginase-like
Exons: 8
Coding region: 9-1070 (353 amino acids)
Biological process (GO): protein deglycosylation
Cellular component (GO): lysosome
Molecular function (GO): N4-(beta-N-acetylglucosaminyl)-L-asparaginase activity
Source: RefSeq, a predicted model, not a curated record
GCUUUCACAUGACAAUCGGCGCAGAUCACAUGAUGAACAAAAUGUCAGCGACCACACAAGGAUUGUGGAUAUGUUUAUUCGCAGCGAUUUGUGUGCAAACAUCAUUUUCAAGCUUGCCAAUAGUAGUCAAUACCUGGCCAUUUACAAAUGCAACCGAAGCAGGUUACAAUGAAUUUUUACGCGGAGGAAGUGUUAUAGAUGUCGUUGAGAAAGGCUGCUCCAAGUGUGAAGUUUUGAGAUGUGAUGGUUCGGUUGGGGAAGGGAGCGACCCAGAUGAAGAUGGAGAAGUAACCUUAGAUGCCAUGAUAAUGGAUGGGAAAACCAUGGAUGUGGGUUCUGUUGGGUGUUUGAGGAACAUUAGUUCUGCAAUAAGUGUAGCACGCAUGGUUAUGGAGAGAACUGGACAUACACUGCUUGCGGGGGAAUUAGCCACCAAAUUUGCAGUGGAAAUGGGUUUUAAAGAAAGUGACCUAAGCUCAAACAAGUCAGACACAAUGUAUAAACAAUGGAUUGAAAACAAUUGUCAGCCUAACUACAGAGUUAAUGUCAGUCCAGAUCCUGAGAAAAGUUGUGGCCCUUACCAUCCAAGUACAAACGUACUUGAAGAGUCUACCAGAAAGGACAAGGGGAUUGGUUAUUUGAACCAUGACACAAUUGGAAUGGUGGCAGUUGAUACAAAUGGACAUGUAGUUUCUGGAACAACUACAAAUGGACUCAACCACAAAAUACCUGGCCGAGUUGGAGACUCCCCGAUAGUAGGUGCUGGGUCCUACGCACAGAAUGAGAUGGGUGGAGCAGCAGCCACUGGGGAUGGAGACAUCAUGAUGAGAUUUCUUCCAUCGUACACUGCUGUGCAGUUAAUGGGGAGUGGAAUGGCCCCUUCAAAAGCAGCUCUUUUCUCAAUUAAGCCUAUCAUCAAUUUUUAUCCUGACUUCAAUGGCGCUGUCAUUGCAGUUAACACUAAAGGGGAGCAUGGUGCAGCUUGCCAUGGAAGUGGUAUUGGUACCUUUCAUUACUCUGUGAAGGACAAUCCUGAUAAAGUUAAUCUAUUCUCUGUGAAAUGUGUCUAAUUGGUGCUAACAUUGACACAUGCAUAUGGUACCGGUUGUCUUUCAGAACUCUGUGAUUACUCCCAAUGUGUAGCAAUUACAUAAAAAUGUCAUUCCCAAGAUAUUCUGUAUGUUGAUCAAUGAAAUGUUCAUCCCCCAUUUUAAUUACCAGCGAGUUGUGCAUAUCAUACAUGUACCCCCCC